AUGCGAACACUACCUUCACAACCACCAUUUGCAGCUGCCAUCAUAUUCCCUCCGCCACCACCACUUUCCCUGGCUACCACCACAACCACAGUUCUCCUCCUUCGAUCGUAUGUUCCCUUCAAUCAUCCAUCGUCUGCGGAUCCAUCAAGUCCACAGAAAUACGUUAAAAAAGUCAUCCCCAACCAUCAUCCAGGGUCAAAAGCAGAAAUAAUCCAACCAAAUCAGCUUAAAAAUUUGACGAGCUCCUUUCUCAUGUUCCUUCCUUCUCCCCAAUCGUCAGCAAACAUGUCUCCCCUCUAG
Molecule: messenger RNA, 300 nt
Organism: Lactuca virosa
Lineage: Eukaryota; Viridiplantae; Streptophyta; Magnoliopsida; Asterales; Asteraceae
Source: the annotation of a GenBank genome assembly